Messenger RNA from Vigna umbellata (rice bean), 675 nucleotides. RefSeq names its product putative aquaporin NIP-type. NCBI's taxonomy places the organism in Eukaryota, Viridiplantae, Streptophyta, Magnoliopsida, Fabales, Fabaceae. Gene Ontology annotation, cellular component: membrane. The record is from RefSeq and is a predicted model, not a curated record. Gene Ontology annotation, biological process: transmembrane transport. Gene Ontology annotation, molecular function: channel activity.
AUGGCAGAAGUGAUUGGCACAUAUUUUGUGGUAUUUGCUGGUUGUGGAUCUGUGGCAGUGAAUAAGAUCUAUGGCUCAGUCACAUUUCCAGGCAUUUGUGUGACAUGGGGACUCAUCGUAAUGGUCAUGUUUUACACUGUUGGUCAUAUCUCUGGAGCACACUUCAACCCUGCAGUCACCAUCACUUUAGCCAUUUUCCGCCGCUUCUCAUAUAAACAGGUGCCACUGUACAUUUUUGCUCAGUUACUGGGGUCUAUACUUGCAAGUGGCACACUAGCCCUAAUGUAGGAUUUAACUCCUAAAUCUUUCUUUGGAACGAUACCAGUUGGAUCCAAUGUCCAAUCUUUAGCUGCUGAAAUCACCAUCACCUUUCUCUUGAUGUUUGUUAUAUCUGCUGUUACUACAGACGACAGAGCGGUGGGUGAUUUUGCAGGAGUUGUAGUUGGGAUGACUAUAAUGUUGAAUGUCUUCGUUGCCGGGCCUGUGUCAGGAGCUUCCAUGAACCCUGCAAGUAGUAUUGGUCCUUCGCUUAUUAUACAUGUUUACAAAGGGUUGUGGAUAUACGUCGUUGGUCCAAUUAUUGGAGCCAUAGCUGGAGCACUAGCUUAUAACUUUCUUAGAUCCACCACACACAAUUCUCCUUCAGAAGAAAUCAAAGGGCCUUCUUCAGGUUGA